AUGGCAUUCUUCGCCAAAGAGCUACACAAGUUCAACUCUAAAAGCAGAAGCUCAUCUAGCGAACAGCGUACCCAGACCGAGUCACCAGGCCGAGCCAAGCGGCGUCGACUCGAUGAUCAUGAGCCUAUUAACAUUGCCUUCACGGGUGAUUCCAGUCCGGCUUUGCCUGUGUUGCCAGAGGAAGAGGACCUUGAGAUUGUACUCAAAGCUUACUUCGCACACAUCCAUCCGUGGAUCCCGAUUAUACAUGAGGCAAGAUUCCGCCGUCGACUUCGCGAGCCCGGAGACGACAAACCUUUACUGGCAGUGUUACAUGCCAUGGUCCUUUCUGCGUCAAGAUUCAUAUCUGAUGAAGAUGUUGCGACCAAAUUGUUCGGCACGCACCAGCAAAGAAGCAUCACCCGUGAUUGGAUCGUGUCGACCUCGAUGAAAACAUUCAACGUGGAGAGCCACCAAGCUCUCAUCAUUGUCGCAUUUAACGAUAUUGGAAGUGGCGAGGCUGCAAGAGCAUGGUCUCUGGUUGGUUCACUGACCCGGACCGUCGAGUAUCUCCAGCUCACGGUCGAACACGACGACGUGGACCGGCCAUCACUGUCUCAACCUUUUAUCUCGCUCGCUCCCCCAGAAAGCUGGACCGAAGCCGAAGAGAGGCGCCGGGUCUUCUGGAACGUCUUCAAGCUCGAUAGACUCAUCUCAGUCACCAUGGGCUGGAACACAAGUCUCACCUCGGACGAUGUACAUUGUCGCCUCCCCUGCGACGGCGUCCUCUGGCGCAAAGAAGACGAAGUCGUGACACCCUAUUUUGGUAUCUGGGACAAGGCCGCCGGCAGAAUCGGGAAUCCCAUCGCCUUCAUCCCGUCCCACUACGCGCCGACGUUGCAAGCAGGUGCCCCAGAAGAAGAAACCCACACACCCUCCGACGCCGGCACCUCGCCGGGGGCACCGGCCGCCAGCGUCGACAUGUCCACCGUCGGCGCCUUCGCCUACUGCAUAGAGGCGACCGAGUCCCUCAGCAGGGUCACGAGCUACUUCCUCCAGCAAAAGAUCAACAUGCGAGACCAACGCGAUAUCAGCAGCUGGCUCACCCGCUUCAAGGAGCUCGACCUGCGUCUGGUCCACUGGAAGAUGCUCCUGCCCCAGAAAUGGAAGGCCAAUAUGGCGCGGCAGUCGACACGGAUGGACCCCAACCUCACCCUGGCGCACGUCACACACAACACGUCAAUGAUCCUGCUCCACCAGCUCAUUGCCUUCCCGCCGAGGGAGUGGCCGUUCAAGGCCCGGCUACCGAGUAUUCUAAGCGUGGAUACGUGCCAGACUGCCGCCGUAGAGAUUGCCAUUAUUGCGGAGAAUUAUCUGAAGCAUGCGCCUGCCGCGAUGCCUGUUUCGAGCCAGUUUGUGUUCUGCAUCUACGUGGCUGCCAGAGUGCUCCUCCUCCGAUGGCGGUAUGAUCUCGGCACCGAAUUGGCUUCUGAGUUCUGGUCUCUAGUUCAGAUUAUGAACGAGAUGGCGAUGCGGUGGGCUGGUCCGCAUAGCUUGGAACCUGCGAGAGACAACCUGGCUGGGAAGUAUUCGAGAAAGCUCACAGAGAUGCAUUCUCGUUGCCGCGAUGAGACGUCUUUCAACAUCAACGUCCUAGGCUACACUACAGAAAUCAAUCACACUGCUUCUCAGGAGCCUCAAUUAUCUCCCCACCUCAGACGGAGUGGUACCGAGAGACAAGAGGGAAUCACUGCCAGUGGGCGAAAUAGGCGACUCGCGGAUACACAGGUUGAGCCUGCUGCGGGCGGUCUCGACACUAUUGUUGUCGCUCAGCAACUCCCACUCAAUAACCCGGCAUCAUUUUCCAACCCAACGCCGAACACAAUGCUCGCACCUCCAGGACUAGGGUUGAACGGAGUUGAGCCAAUGGCUCAGCCAUCUAUGUACCACAGAAGCAGCAUCGGUAGCGGCGAGUUGAGCAAUAUCUCGCAGAUGCUCCUUGAUCAACAAUUCAUGGACAUGGACAGGAUCAUCAGCUACGAUGAUGGCAUUUUCGAGACUGAAUACGACGGUGGAGGGUGGUAA
Molecule: messenger RNA, 2064 nt
Organism: Colletotrichum fioriniae
Lineage: Eukaryota; Fungi; Ascomycota; Sordariomycetes; Glomerellales; Glomerellaceae
Source: RefSeq, a predicted model, not a curated record